Pygocentrus nattereri (red-bellied piranha) is the source of this 4110-nucleotide messenger RNA. RefSeq names its product paxillin b (gene pxnb). The transcript has 15 exons. The coding region runs from base 322 to 3909 and encodes 1195 amino acids. The record is from RefSeq and is a predicted model, not a curated record. Gene Ontology annotation, biological process: substrate adhesion-dependent cell spreading; transforming growth factor beta receptor signaling pathway; endothelial cell migration. Lineage: Eukaryota; Metazoa; Chordata; Actinopteri; Characiformes; Serrasalmidae.
GAAUCAACGAUGUGCUUGAUAGAUCACAGGUUGCGUGUUUUAAGACGUUAACCUAAGACCAAACUGCUCUCGACCGCCUUGUGUCGAGUGUUUGUCGUGUUCGGCUUCGUAGGUCGGUGUGCGGAAGGAUCGGACACUAGGGGUCACUCCAGUGGAGCGAGUUUGUCUCUUUUGAAGUGCGCGACGGGCUCCAUUCAGCCAGACCUGCGCGUUUGAGGAACAUCACAGAAACUUUAGUGGAAAGUCGUUUCGGAGAACCUCGGGCUCGCAGCGUUUGUCCUCGGAGCGAGGGGCUUAACCGUGCAGAGGAUUCCGAGAAGCAUGGAUGAUCUAGGUAACGCUCUUCUCCUCCUCCGUCUCCGCACCUUGUGUCUUUUCUACGCGUUACUGGCGGACCUGGAGUCCUCCACCGCUCAUAUCUCCAAGUGUCCAGUGUUCCUGCCAGAGGAGACGCCCUACUCUCUCCCCAGCGGCGGCAGCCUUCUCCAAGAUGACUCUGCUCCUCCUCCCCUACCUCCUCCUCCCUCUUCUGAGGCUCUGAACGGAUCACUCCAAAACCGACCCGAUUCUCACCACUCCUCACUGCAGUCUCUUGGUUCAGCCCAAAAAAGUACAUUGUCUCGGGAUAGCAGUAGCCCUCCGCUAUCACACACUGAAGAGGACCACGUCUACAGUUUCCCCAACAAGCAGAAGCCGUCAGACUCCUCUGCAGCAUCCAUGAGCUCUGCACUGGGUAGCAACCUGUCUGAGCUGGACCGCCUGCUAUUGGAACUCAAUGCUGUCCAGCAGAAUACACCUUCCUUCCCCACCACGGAGGAUGCUGCCCCUCCUCUUCCUCCCUGCAGUUCUGCACACUAUAUCCAGGAAAAUGGAGCUCACCCAGGCAUUACACUGACUCCUGCUGCCAAGGAAAAGCCUCAGAGAAAUGGAAAGAAAGUGCCAGAAGAGGGUCGCCCUACAGUGGAGAGCUUACUGAAUGAACUGGAGAGCUCCAUACCCACGCCAACGCCUACCCCCUCUUGCCUCCAGGCAGAGGGGCGCUUGGACGCACCAUCUGAGCAGCAGGGUCGAAUGUCGGCCACCUCAGCCACACGAGAGCUGGAUGAGCUCAUGGCCUGCCUGUCUGAUUUCAAGGUGCAGAGCAAUCCAAGUUCUCUGGGCUCACUGAAUUCUGAGCCUCUGUUUGAUCAGUCUACCAACUUCUCUACUGUUGCGGAAAUUCAUUCUCCUCCUGCCACAGUAGCCCCAGUUGCAGCUUCCCUGACCACCAGUCUCCCUUCUAAACCAGCUAGCUACUUCCCACUGCCCUCUGCUCCAGCAUCCUUAGAGCUACACAUAGUGGAAGAUUCUAAUGAAACAGGACCUACAAUACCGUCCAGUGACCCAAAAUCUACCCCAUCAUCCCUUCUCUCUGCCCCUUCUGUUUUUGGCCAUCCCAGCCCUCGGUACACCCCUGUGGCAAAACCAGGCCCUGACUCUGUUAUUGAUGUUUCUGCCUCCAUGCUGAGCGCUGAGCUGGAUUCGCUUGUUGUUCUGUCCCAGACCAUCACGACCACUACUACAAAUGUGUCUGUAGUCAGUCCUGGCAAUCUAGAGCUUAGCCCUAAUAAGCCUGAGAGCCCCUCUCUCAAUGCAAGGAUGAAGCCAGCUUCUCCUAUUGCUUCUGUGCCUAUUGUUAAAUCUCCCAGUCCAACAAGUGUACCUGCUGCUACAAAGAGCCCAAACAGAGAGAGUCCUCUGAUUGCUCAAAUGUCUAAUGGUCUCUUUCAUGUACCCACUCCUGAGCUCAAACCUGCUUCUCCAUCUCCCAUCGCUGUACCCGUCAUGCAAUCACCUCCCAAGCCUGACUCUCCUCAAGAUACUACACCUCCGAAAUGCAUCUCUCCCCUCUCAGAGCCCAAGACAUCCAGCCCCAAACCACCAGCAGAGAAGCCGGAGUCGAUCUUUGUUACACCACGACCACUUGCUCCAACAAGGCUUGAGUCUCCAGCUCAGGAACCUUCUCUGGAUGAUGCUUUGGACAAUCUCCUGGCCAUGAGCUUCAGCAAGCCUGGGUCUGAGGAUCCUCCCAAACUGAUCCAAGCAGCACGACCAGAGAUUUUUGAGGAGCCUCUUAUGGCAGCGGAUCGCAGAGUGAUGCAGCCAGACACACACACAGAAAGUGAGGUUGGAGACGGCCUUCUUGAGGAUCAAUCAGAUUGUAGGAGUGAUAUGCUUGACUGGGCUGACAUGGAGCUGAAGCUGCCUUAUGACGGAGCAGAUGGUUCCAUGACCCCCAUGACAGAGGCCAGCUGGAUGGAUGAAUCUCUUACCCCCUCCUCCUGCCCUGGAACCCCUGAUGCCCAGAUAGAUUUGCCCAUGCUACAGCAUACAAGCCCUAUGGACCGGAUUUCAGCCUCUGGACAUAUCAAGUCUGUGAUUAGACGCACCAAGGAAACCCCCAACGUCCACCCCAUGUACCGGGACGGCUUUAUUCGUAGGAAGAUGGGUCCGAUCAUCUUCCAUAAGAGCAGCUCCCAGGACCGUCUCAUUGAGGAGCUGCAAGGAAAGCUAGGAAUCGCUCGCAAGGAGCGUCCCAAAAAACAGCCUGAUGACUGGCUGACCGAGGGGGUCAUUGUCAUGUCAAACCCCAAACGUUCUCGAGAAGACCACAACAGGGAGGUUGACAAGAUUAUUAUUCCCCCUGAGUCUCCUCUCCCUCAGAGGAAGGUGAUCCAGCCUCCUCAGUCUCCCUCAGUUCCUCGCCCCCCUCCCCCUGCAGAGGAGCCAAAGCGUGCCCCUCUGGUAAAAGCAGCUCCGCUUCCAGCUCCGCUUCCACCUCCCCCUCCUCCAGCCCCUUCUCCACCACCCAGGGAGCCCACACCUCCUCCCCAGCCCCCUGUAGAACCUCAGCUUCCUCCGGCUCCAGUCAAGCCCCCAACACCGGAGCCUGUACAGCUCCCCCCACCAGCCCCUAAGCCUAUGCCUGCUCCCACACCACCUCCUGUUCAGCCUCCUCCACCUGCCCCUGUUGCCCCCCCAUCUCCCCCCAAAGUGCUGGUGUCAGUGGGAUGCCAGACGGAAUACAACCCCCUCUUCCCUCCAAUGCAGAUCAUGGCCCAGGGUAAGGGUCCACAGACUCAGGUUAAUAAACUGGACAACAUGCUGGGCAGCCUGCAGUCUGACCUUCACAAGCUGGGGGUACAGACUGUGGCCAAGGGAGUGUGUGGGGCUUGUUGCAAACCGAUUGUUGGCCAGGUGGUAACAGCCAUGGGCCGCACAUGGCACCCAGAGCAUUUUGUAUGCACGCACUGCCAGGAUGAGAUUGGUUCUAGAAACUUCUUUGAGCGGGACGGUCAGCCUUACUGUGAGAGGGACUACCAUCACCUCUUCUCUCCUCGCUGCUUCUACUGCAACGGCCCCAUUCUGGAUAAAGUAGUGACGGCCCUGGAUAGGACAUGGCAUCCUGAACAUUUCUUCUGUGCUCAGUGUGGCGCCUUCUUUGGUCCUGAGGGUUUUCAUGAGAAGGAUGGGAAGGCAUACUGUCGUAAAGAUUACUUUGACCUGUUUGCUCCCAAGUGUGGGGGCUGUGCCCGCGCCAUCCUGGAGAACUACAUUUCUGCCCUGAACAGCCUCUGGCAUCCUGAGUGCUUUGUCUGCAGGGAGUGUUUCACGCCCUUCAUCAAUGGCAGUUUCUUCGAGCAUGAUGACCAGCCGUACUGCGAGGUGCACUACCACGAGAGGCGCGGCUCACUCUGCUCCGGCUGCCAGAAGCCCAUCACGGGCCGCUGCAUCACGGCCAUGGGCAAGAAGUUCCACCCCGAGCAUUUUGUCUGUGCCUUCUGCCUCAAGCAGCUCAACAAGGGCACCUUCAAGGAGCAGAACGACAAGCCUUACUGCCAUGGUUGCUUUGUCAAACUCUUCAGCUAGACUGAUUUGAGAGUCUGUGUGUGUGUGUGUGUGUCUGUCUCUGUCUGUCUCUGUCUGUCUGUCUCUGUCUGUCUGUCUCUGUCUGUCUGUCGGUCUGUCUGUCGGUCUGUCUCUGUCUGAAUAGUGGGUAAGCAGCAAAUGUUGAGGCGUUUUGUUGAGUAGCACUCAAGUGCGUCACCUAUGGUGUGUGUGUGUGUGUGU